Molecule: messenger RNA, 4230 nt
Organism: Tachysurus vachellii
Lineage: Eukaryota; Metazoa; Chordata; Actinopteri; Siluriformes; Bagridae
Product: probable E3 ubiquitin-protein ligase HERC4
Exons: 24
Coding region: 75-3056 (993 amino acids)
Biological process (GO): protein ubiquitination; ubiquitin-dependent protein catabolic process
Molecular function (GO): ubiquitin protein ligase activity
Source: RefSeq, a predicted model, not a curated record
GGCAGGGCAGGAUACAAAGGCACUAUAUAAGAAAUGACAGUCGUACUGGGAACAGAACAGACUGGAGCUUCAUCAUGAUGUUUUACUGCGGAGAGACUGUCAAACCAGACGGAUUUGGGUUGGUGAAUGUGAACAGUGUGAAGUUCAUGGACACUGGAACUGGAUACUUUUCUCCCAAACCUAGGAUCAGGGACGUGUCUUUGGGGACGAACCUUGUGGGAUUUAUACGUGCUGAUGGAAACGCGUCUGUCAUGAGACUGAACGUUGGGGCUGAUGGAACUGUGGGAAAACUCAAAGCAUUAGACCUGAAGAAAGACAAAAUCAGACUGAUCAGAUGUGGUAAAGCUGGUGCUGUCCUACUGACAUAUGGAGGCAGAGUACUUUCUUUGGAGAAAGCUUAUGUUUGCAGGCCCAUCAAGAAGCUCUGCAAUGAAACUGUAAUUCAGGUUGCGUGUGGAAAUCAUCACUUCAUGGCUCUGACAAAUGAUGGUAAGCUGUUCACGUGGGGUCAGAACUCGAGCGGUCAGCUAGGUUUGGGGAGGGAUGAGUCGAGCUCUCCGUCUCCUCAGUUUCUUAAGUCUCUGUGUGGGAUUCCACUGGCUCAGAUCAGCGCUGGAGGAGACCACAGCUUCGCCCUGUCUCUCUCCGGAGCCGUGUUCGGUUGGGGAAGGAACAAUGCCGGGCAGCUUGGUCUGGGACAUACAGAUGACGUGUACAGUCCAACCUGUGUGAAUAACCUGAGCCAAAAGAAAACAAUUUCCAUCUCAUGUGGAGAGGAACACACUGCUACUUUGUCAAAGGGAGGAACAGUUUUCACAUUCGGAUCAGGCCGUUUUGGACAGCUUGGUCAUAAUUCAUUACAAGAUGAACUUCAGCCACGUGUGGUGUCCGAGCUCUGGGGUUUAAAUGUGUCUCAAAUUGCAUGUGGGAGGCAUCACACUCUGGCACUGGUCAAAUUGUCAAACACAAUCUAUUCAUUUGGAUGUGGAGAACAAGGACAACUAGGAAAUGGACAAAGAACCAAUCAGAGUGUGCCACUUCCUGUCCAGCUGCCACCAGUGGCAAGUAACAGCCAUACGCUCGAGAGAAUCAUCGCUGGUGGGAAUCGAUCCUUUAUCAUGAGCUCUCCUCAGAACUCUGAACCUGAGCCUAAUCGAAGGAGGGAGAUAGUGACAUUAGGGGACAGAAUGAUUAAAAGAUGGGUAACUGAGUGUGAAUCAAAUCAGUGGAGGAUGAUCAAAAAGGAAAUAAAAACAGUUUUCUCAUCCCUGGCUUGUAUAAAUGGGAGCUUCAUUAUAAACGGCUGUGAUAGACAUUAUCAAACAUCCACACACUUCUCUGGCUUGGAUAUGGAAUCUGUGAAAAGUGCUUUUGACCGUUUGGCUGAGAAGGAGAGUGCGUUGUUGGAGGUUAGGAAGGUGGUAGAGAAAGAUCUUCUUCCCACUCUGGGUUUCACGGCUGCUGGUGUGGAGGCUUUGAGGGUUUUUCUCAUCCUGCCUGAACUCCUGCGAGUGCUGGAUGAACUGGGACACGAGACAAAGCUCACAGCAUCUUAUGCUUCUGCAGUUUUAAGUCUGAAUCCGGGUAUGCUUGGAUUAUUAGAGAACUUCUGGUCUGAACUUCCCGAAACAUUCCUUAAAACAAUAGUGAAACUUUUUCAAACUUCAUCUGGAAAAAUGAUAUCUGAGAUGAGGUAUGGAAAACAAAACAACAUGUAUUCACCCUUAAGUACAUCAUUACAAGUCCUCCAGAUGCUCUACAAGGCUUCCUGCAGGAACCAAAGAAAACUCACACCUGGAGAUUUCAUCAUCAAUGAGAUCAAUGAGCUGUUUGACAUGUUAUAUGCUGUACAGACAGACAUCACUAAUGCUUUAUGGACUGUAGACCUUAAUGCGCUGCUUGAAAAAAAACAACACUAUAUGAAAACCUUAAAACUUCUGAUCUCGAGUCCUUGCGUCUUUACUAUGGAGAAUAAAUACAGACUUCUAAAGUUCAGAGAACCUCUGGUACCAUUUAGGAUGGAGUUAAGACGUACCGCACUCCUGGAGGACUGUUUCCAAUGUCUGAGGAACGCAAGUGAGCAAGCGCUGAAGGGCUGGCUGCAGGUGGUGUACUGUGAGAACUUCGAGAAGAGCGACGUCAAUAAGAGGGACUUCUUUCACAAUGCAUUUAAAAUGCUGCUGGACCCAGAAUCGAAAAUGUUCAUGUACAACGACACAAAAACGCUCAUCUGGUUUCCUGUUGAGCCAACACUUGAAUUAGAACAGUACUUCCUGUUUGGGAUCCUCUGUGGCCUAGCCCUCUACAGCAACAACAUAGUGCACAUGCCCUUUCCUCUGGCCUUUUUUAAGAAGCUGGUCAAUGUAAAGCCUACUCUGGAUGAUAUGACUGAGUUCGCCCCUGUGAUCGGAAAGGGUUUGCAUUGCAUUCUUCAUGAGUACCCUGAUGAUGUUGUUGAUGACUUGGAGAUCCCUUUCUGUGUGCACUGGGAUGGUGCUGAUGUGGAGUUGGAGUCCCACAAAAAUGGACAAUCGGUGACAAGUUAUAACAAGAAGGAGUUUGUGGAAGCGUAUGUAGAUUACGCAAUGAACAAGUCGGUGGAGAAGGUGUUUAAUGAGUUUAAGAGAGGAUUCUACAAAGUGUGUGAUGAAGAUGUGGUGAACUUCUUCCAACCGGAGGAUCUCAGAGGAGUGAUGGUGGGAACAGAGGAAUAUGACUGGGACACAUUCAGACAGAAUACAAAAUAUGUUGGACAAUACCACGAGAGACAUCCGACUAUCAUUGCAUUCUGGGAGGUAUUCGAGGAGCUGACACAGGAGCAAAAGAAAGCCUUUCUCUUGUUUCUAACAGGCUGUGAUCGUGUGCCUGUCCUUGGGAUGGAUCAGGUUAGGAUGACUGUGUUGGAACGCCCUAACUUUACCCAGAACCACCUGCCUGAGUCCCUCACCUGCCAUUCUCAUUUCAUGCUUCCUCCUUAUGAAAGCAAGCAGCGUCUGGAGGCAAAACUUCUUGAAGCGAUAAACCACAACCGAGGCUUCUGGAUAGAAGAUGCAUAGAUAUUUAGGUCAUGAAUUUUAGAUAUUUAGGUCAUGCAUGGCUCUACAUCUUAUGGACUAUAUUAUAUACUAUUUCUUGCUUAACAGUUUGCUUAUUAUACAGCUAGAUCCUGAGUUAUGAAGGAGAUGCAUUCUGAGGAACCCAUUGUAAAUAGAAAAUAUCGCAAAUCAAAUUAUGACCUAGCCUACCUAGGAGUAUGGGAUAAUGCAAUCUAAUAGAAUGUUUGUUCAGUAAAUAAUAUAUCUGCUAUAAAAACUUUAGCAAUGACCAUAACCAUAAAACAAAAAUGACCGUAACCAUAAAAUGAGCCGUUAAAGCUGUGUAUCACACAUACAUUGAUGUAUCGUAUUGUCUUUUACUCACCAAGAUUCUGUUUAUUUGCAUAUUUGAACAACGUUAUGUUGUUGAUGGCUACAUUAACUUAGUUGUAGGAAGAAAAACGAAUUGCACCAAAUACAUGUCUCUAUCGUCUAUCGUAUUUCGGGUCGUAUCGGUAUUAUGUUAUAUAUUAUGUUGCUUGCGAGUACUGAUUAACUAAAAUCUCAGAUAACUAACACUAGUUUUCUUGUGUGUUAGUAUAUAUUGCAUUUGUAAUGUUGACCAUGUUGCAGAUGAAUUACAAAGAUUAUUUGCAUCACUUACAAAGUAGAAGAAGGAAACUCUAUGUUUAUUAAACUCUAUGUAUAUCAUUUAUGUUCUUGCAUGUAUAAUUUGUUCUUAUUAGCUGAGGUGAGUGCUAAAUUAAACUACUGCGUAAUUGCUUGUCCAAUAACACUGAUUACUAACACUGAAUAAAGAUAAUGAGAAGCAUUGCUAAACUGUUCAUAAUGCAACACAAACCUAAAAUAAAAGUAUGUUCUGUUUAUGACGUCAAUGUGAAAGUAAAGUUUUUAAAUGCUUUAUUACUUUAUUCAAAUGCUUUUAGCAUGGGAGGUGUAAAUGUGUGGAACAGAAAGUCUUUCUAUGUAUAUCCUUAUAUUCUAAGCUAUAACCUUAAUGAACCUAGUUAUUAUGUAAUCCCAGAGAGCCGAAUAAUUGUGUGUUCCGCUGCCAGAGCCAGGCUUCCACAAAUAUAAUACUUGUCCUUCUGUUGUACUACUUUGUGCUUGGAGUCAUCUUUAGGUGCAGAUUUCUGUAUAAAUACUGUAAUGUAAUGCCCCAUAUUGCAUUUCU